GGUUAGUUGACGUCAUGGGGAAAUAUAACGUUUGACUCACUUCCCCAGUUAUCGUUAUUCGUGGUGUGUGUGUCUGGAGGAAACGGAGUCACUUUAAUUACGUUCAGUUUUGGAAUAAUCCAGCAGUUACCAAUCGACGGACCAUAAUCGCCGUUAUUUAAAUGUUCUAGUAAGAUGGCUCGUACCAAGCAGACCGCCCGCAAGUCCACCGGAGGAAAGGCGCCAAGGAAGCAGCUCGCUACAAAGGCAGCCAGGAAAAGCGCGCCAUCCACCGGAGGAGUAAAGAAACCCCAUCGUUACAGGCCAGGGACCGUGGCUCUGCGUGAGAUCCGUCGUUACCAGAAGUCAACAGAGCUGCUGAUCCGCAAGCUGCCCUUCCAGCGCCUGGUGAGAGAAAUCGCCCAGGACUUCAAGACAGACCUGCGUUUCCAGAGUGCUGCCAUUGGAGCUCUUCAGGAGGCCAGCGAAGCAUACCUGGUGGGUCUGUUCGAGGACACCAACCUGUGUGCCAUCCACGCCAAGCGUGUCACCAUCAUGCCCAAAGACAUCCAGCUGGCCCGGAGGAUAAGGGGAGAGCGAGCUUAAAUGGCAUUCAACUGCCUGCUCCAGACAUAAUCCUAUUUAUCUUACUUAACAAUUUAAUGUUUUAUUUUUAUUUCCAGUUUUUUUUCUUUUUUUCGUAUUUUAGAAUGAUAAGAGAUGGGUCAUUCCACAAACCUCAAUUCAGAUCUGGCCAAUGUGAGGACAGAGGAAUUUAGGAAUAUCUGCUUCAAUUGCAAAUGAGGCUUGUUUUUACAUUGAGUAGAGGAUAGUGUAUUACAUGACUGUAUUGACUGUACAGUCAGAUGCCCUCUUCAAAUGUUAACUGUCUCAUUUUGGAUCCUGGUGGAUAGUAUAGGCUCCAGAUGAGGUUGGAGCUCUUGCUUGUGGGGGGGGGGGGGGGGAUUCAAGAUGUCUGAAUUCUUCUCAGCUGCCAGGGGAAGGAAUGGUCUGGGUCCUUCAUCAAUUUCCACCCUUUGUCUGUCAGCAUGUCUUGCACAACACCUCACUACACAGUGGUGUCGGGAUUUACCUCUUGACACUGUCUAGGAUGGCCAGGAGCACGACAAAGCCCCCCUGUAUAUUCUGAACUGCUUUUUACAUGUUAUUUUCCCAACAUAUAAAACCUUGGCAGCUACAUUUAAUACUAUUUAUGGAAGCGUUGUCACAUUGUAGUCUUUCUAUUAAAUGUCUUUAUGAAUAAA
Molecule: messenger RNA, 1244 nt
Organism: Oncorhynchus mykiss (rainbow trout)
Lineage: Eukaryota; Metazoa; Chordata; Actinopteri; Salmoniformes; Salmonidae
Product: histone H3.3A
Cellular component (GO): nucleosome
Molecular function (GO): protein heterodimerization activity; structural constituent of chromatin; DNA binding
Source: RefSeq, a predicted model, not a curated record